Messenger RNA from Pocillopora meandrina, 12828 nucleotides. The record is from the annotation of a GenBank genome assembly. Lineage: Eukaryota; Metazoa; Cnidaria; Anthozoa; Scleractinia; Pocilloporidae.
AUGUAUCCAUACGGAGAAGAACAGAGCGACAAGGAGAUGGACGUAGGAUUGAUCCGUGAUGAGCUGUGUGAAGAAGUAUUGUACGACUAUGGUAUAUGGUUCUUUGAUGACAAGCACUACGUCCUGUAUGUAAGUAUCAUGACUUAUUCCAGCCUGCGCUGAAGAGGUGUAAUCCUAAUUGAAAAUCAACAAUCCAGAGGGCCUCGUCACUACAAAUGCAGUGAUUUUUUGCCGAUUAUAAAAGAUAGCAAAAAGGAGAUUUUGAACAUUGCUUUUUGUUAAAUCGGAAAUCAAAAUAUAGAAAGCAGAUAUAAAAAAAAAGGACAGGAAAUGAAAAUAAGAAAACCUAUGUUCAAAUUUGGAAGGUGUACCAAAGGAUACGAUAGAAUCUCUACUCAGGUGACAAUCUAGGGACAAGAAAAUUUGUUCCUCUAAUGAAUCUGACUUAUCAAAGGAGGCAACAAAAAUAAUUGCGUUUUAAUAGUAUAACUUUGUGCUGCACAUUUUUUGACACGCCCAGCAGCUUUCGAAAUCCUCUGCAAUAAAAACGAGUCUAAUUUUAAAACCAUUUUCAUCAGCCUUUUGGGGGUUUUAACACUGCCAAAAGGUUAACUUCCAACUUCCUUUUAAUGAGACCAAAACUAAACAAAUGUUUACAACCUUUUCCAGAUUUGUGCCAAUGGAAUGAUUCGUUUCGAUAUAGAAUAUGUGAGGUACUUCCCAGUUCCAACCUUUGACGUCGAGGAAUUCCCGUUCGAAGUCCCUAUGUUGUUCCCCUUCUGGUCGAAAAUCGACAUAUACGACUCAUUCUGUUCCAGUGAGCAGGACUGCCUUUCUGGUGACAUAGAUUAUGAAAACCGUUCUGCAGUAUUCUACCAAGUUUACACGGAAGAUAACAAUGCAAUGAAUGCAUCAUAUAUUCUAGAAAAAGCUAGUAAAGACGUCAGAGAGAAUUCGAACGACCCAGAGUUCCAGAACUUCACGGCUUCGUGGGUACUCGUAGUGACCUGGUUACGUCUUCGUCCAGAAGAGGAGGCCGAGGGCGAUGCUGAAGAAGGAGUGGUAAGUCUUUCAGAAAUACACAUAAAUCACAAAGGUUUUUUUAAAAUGGAACUGUUCUUCUAACUAUCCUCUCUUUCCAGCAGGUUGUCAAUGCCAGCACUUUUUUACCGAAUUCGUAUUGACUGCGCACCACACACCAUGUGGUCUGUAACGGUUCAUAAAGAAUUUGAUUAAUUCAUUGCAGAACUGUCAUUUAAACGAAAAUCAAACUUAAACGUUAGUGCAGUCGUCGUAUAGCAUAGUUGAAACCAAUUGUUAAACUUAAUUGAAGGCCUUAUGUCGACAUCUCUUUUAAAAAAAUCUUCUUGCAAGGAAUCCAAAUAUUAUUGACACAAAAUGUAACAAAAAGCCAACAAGCAAUCCGUUUUUUUUCUAUGGAUUUCAGACUAAUACAUUCCAAGCAGUACUCAUCACUGAUGGAACCUACACAUUUCUGAAGUACCAUUACCCCUGCGAUUCUCUUCAGUGGGCAUCGCCAAAAUUUUAGUAAGUACAAAACGACCAAACGUUUCUAAAACUCCUGCUAAAAGGAGGAGAUUCCAUGUGUCUAGUUGAGGAAAAGUGCAAAUCGAGCGUCCAGACCUCGUAUCAUGAAAAGUGACAUGUUUUUCCUCGCUGUUAAGAGACACAUGUAUUUCGCAAACACUUGUAACAAAUUUAUUAGAAAAUUAUUUUCUCUUCAGUGAAUUGUUUCCAGAAGAUUUUGGCGGCUAUCCUGUAGCAGGUAUAAACGCUGGUGAUGGAAAUCUGGAAGAUGCCGAGAGAUUCUUUAGUCUCGAAGGGUAAGCUUGUUCACCAAAUAUGGCGCCUAAACUUUUGACUAGCAUUGACUUAAAACAAAACAAAACUUUGAUUGGUUUGCCCCUGAACUUGUCCCAAGAACCUUGCACCGCUCUUUCAACAACCCUUUCAAACAAACAAUAAGUUGCAAAUCUAGAAACCAAUCUCAAUUAUCUCCAAAGAAAACUUUCAAACGCGCACCCUCAUGAAUGCGAAUAGUAUUACGUGCAAUGAGCGCGCGCUAUGGCUAUCUACAGCAUAACUUGAACAACCAGGCUUGUUUUUGGAAUUAGAUUUUUACUUACCUUUUUGUUACUUCAAUUGUCAAAUAUUGGUUGUUUUAAUUUGAUCGAUCUGUGCACGUAAUCGCCGUUCUCUCUUCAUAGCUUGAGGUCUGAUUGUUUCUUUCUCUAGAUCGGCUUCUCCAGGGAUAACGGGUCUCACCCUGGGGAGAGAAAAUGCGGACAACAAUGGGGAGUAUUUCUUUAGACUUGAACGCAGAACAGGAGACGACCCUGAAACAAAAUGCAGGAAGUGGUCCGACUGGCAAGAAAAAUAUCUAAAAGAUGAUAUAUCGAACGCUGAUAACUUUAUCCCAGAUUGUCCCUGUUCGAUCUUCCAAGCUAUUUUUUCUCCCAGCUACUUUCUAAUUUUCUCCACUGAAUCAGACAGCGUUUGUUUCAUUAGCAUUUCCAUCUUCCCGUUCGCCAAGGCAACAGGUAGCAACAGUUUCGUACAAGGAUUUAUCCAUCGAAAGUGUUGCUACUCGACUUUCCUUGAAGACUUUGGUGCGCUUUUAACGGAAAGCAGUAAUCCCGGAAGUUUAGAAGUUAACUAUAUAGAUAAGCCUGAAGAUUUACUGGAUGAUGCCGAAGCGAAACAGGCAUGCUGCUUCGACUCUUUCAGCUGUGAUUUGUACGAGGAUGUGCGCCCCUCAGAUGAUUGUGAACGUUUCUUUAUUUUCCCAAGACGUAAGUCACUAGUUUCACUGACAGGAAAAAAUAUAUUGUGUAUAUUUAAGGUCAGUCAACAAAUUUUAAUUAAGUACCGUAAUAAGAAAUGUGAAAAUUAUCAACAGCUUUAGAAUUACUUUCAAGGUGUCCUAUUGGAACGUAUUGCCACGAAUAGUUCCCGACACCGAUAUCAAAUAGCAUCCUCGACCCUUAAACACCUACGAAUGACUAGCAUCUAAUUUCUCUAUACGUUGUCACUCCUGAGUCAAACAAUAAGGUUAUGAGAAUACAGGAACGACCACCCACCUAAUAAACUCUUGAUUGUUAAACAAAUUCUCCUUGUCAGUACUUUAGGAAAUGUAUAGGAAACAAUAUGGAGAAUAUGCGUGCUGAUAUUAGGGUGUCACGGAUAAAGCUUCCUGGUUUUUUUAAGGGAAGCAUAAAAUGUCAUAUCCGAAAUAGCCACAGAAACCUCUUUCGGUCCAUUUACCGGAGUUGCGACUGUAUUAACAAAAUUUCGAAUGCAAUGAUCUUUUUUUUUUCAUCAUGUUAACAAACCUGCCUUCUCUUUCUAGGUUGGUUUUGGGGAGAUCCACACUUUAAAACACUAGACGAUAAGGACUACACGUUCAACGGUGUUGGGGAAUACACCAUGGUUGAUGGCAAAAACGGUACGUUUAAGCUUCAAGCAAGAACAGUACUGGCCCCUGGAAAUCGUAGUAUAGCUACGGUGUUCUCUGCUGGAGCUGCUCAAGAAAAUGGAAGCAGCAGAGUCGAAGUUAGAGCCAAAAGUGGAGGUGGGAUUUUUGCAAUUCACAUCGAUUAACCAUUUUAGUUGUCUUUGCUUAAAAAGUUGAAUUAAAUCCAGUAAAAUACAGGAUACAUAUCUUAAUACAAUCGAUAUAUCUCAUGUAUGCCAGAUUCUCUCAGAAGCCUAUUUUAACAUUUUAUCUUUUGUGCAUGUUUUGCUCUCCACGUGCAGGUGGAUUGGAAAUGUAUAUCAAUGUUAGACCAUAUGCCGGGUUCGAUAGUGUGACAAAUAUCAGCAAGGAUAUAUCUUAAUGCAAUUGAAAUAUCUCGUCUGCGCCAGAUUCUCUCAGAAGCCUAUUUUAACAUUUUAUCUUUUGUGCAUGUUUUGCUCUCCAUGUGCAGGUGGAUUGGAAAUGUAUAUCAAUGGAACAUCGUAUGCCGAGUUCGAUAGUCUGACAAAUAUCAGCAAGGAGAUCGGAGAAAAUCUGAGAGCGGCCCAAAAAAAUCCUGGCUGCGUUGAGGUGACCUUCAAGAGUGGAUCAGGCGUUGAAUUCUGUGAGGCCAAGGGGAUGAUGUCAUUUGUGGUGACCUUGAGUAAAGAGUUCCUUAACAACACAAAAGGGCUUCUUGGAACUUACAAUAACAAUCCAGAUGACGACUACACUUUGCCGAAUGGGACUACUUUGGGUCCAAACGUCAAUUCCUCUACUAUUCAUUAUGAUUUCGGUUUGAAGUGUGAGUAUUGGUUUUCCACAUAAAUGGAAGAAUCAGACACUUGAAAAGAGAUAACCGAAAAGAUGGGUCUGUGGGUCUCAAAUGGAAGCUAUUUAACAAAAACGAGUAGGGAGACAAUCGGGCACUGGGCUUGUACUCUGUUAGACCCACCCUUCUAGUCUCUGGAUUCGUUCUAAGUUGCCCCGAGUUCCACUUCUUGGUUGCACUUUGUAUAUAGCCAGCUGGUCUGCCUCCUGCCGGCGAGGGUUUUUAAACAAUGCCAAAUCUUUUAUUUCUCGAAGUUAAAAACCAACGAAGAAAUAAGUUAGACCAUCAAAGAAACAAGUCUUCUUAUUGGCAUAAAUGCGCGGUUUCAUCCCGUUGACGAUUUCUAGUCCUAUUUAGUCAUCAUUUUAUUAGCACACCAAACAUUCCUAUCAUAGAAAUAUUAUAAUCUAAUUACUCUUUAAUUUAUUAGGGCAAAUAACAGCCGAAGAGUCUUUGUUCACUUACGGUCCUAAUGAAGGCGUUCACACUUUCGCCAAUGCAAGCUUCAAGCCCAUGUUUGUCGAGGCCAUCAAGUGGGCGGACAAUGCCACUGAGCAGGCAGCUAAGGAUGCUUGUGGAGGUGACGUGGUGUGUCUCUUCGAUGCUGCUUCUACGAAUGAUGUUUCCAUAGGAACCAACAGCAAAGACGUAAACGUGAAGUUAGUAAAGGAGAACGAAAAACUUGGUAAGCUAAGGAAUCGUACGAUAUUUCAUUCAGGAUAACUGGCUGGGUUCGCUAAAAUAUACCCUUGAGAUUUACCUUUACGGUGAAUAUCGCAGAUACGUUUUCUCUACGAUAUUCCGUUUCCAUAUCUGCAACACCAUGGGUUCUUACGAAGCUUUAGGCCUGUUUAAAAGUGAGUGUCUGACGUAUUGAGAACGGAGUAGCCAAUAGUCUCCAUUUAUGUCUGGUAAUCACUAGGCUAAAUCUCGGUUCUGAUCCGUACACAUAUUUGUUUAGCUGGUCAAUAACAGGAGUUCCACUUUCUCGUCAUAGCAAAAGCAUGAAAGAUGAUCCCAAACAUAUAAACCACUUGAGUAAUAAAUAAGGAAAACAGCUUAGGGCUCCAGUAAUAGGGUCAAACGUGGUCGUACUUUAGUGGAUUCUUCCAAACACUUAGAUCAGGAUUUUAAGAAAAAGCAUGUACAGAAAAGGUUGGAAAGAAUUUGAAAUUAUAGUCUUAAAUUUAACUUAAAUGUUGUCACUCUACAGCGAACUUCCCACCAAAAUUUACUUACGUUCCAUCAGUCAUCGAAGCCACAGUUGGGGAAGUCCUGUGGGUCAACGUCACAGCUAAAGAUAACAACUCCUUUACGUUUAAUGUCAUCAAAAAGCCACAAGGAGCAACUUUUAACACAGUGGGCAAAAAUCUACUCAAUUUUACUUGGAAUGUAACUUCUAAAGAAAAGGUAAACCUACUCUUAUUCCUAUCAUAACUUAACCCCUUUAACUCGCAUGAGUGACCAAGACAGAAUUUCUUCUUACAAUAUCAAUACAAUAUCAAUUAGACAGGUGAUGAGAAUAAAGAAAAAUAUAAGUUUGAGGAUUUUCUAUUUGAUCCAGUACCAAAGACUCAGAACUAGUAUCAUAAGAAUUGUAUAGCGAACAGUAAGGAGAAAUACUAAUGAGAUCUUGGGCGUUAAAGGGCUAACACAUUGAUGUGGUGUUAUCCUUCAGGUCAAAUUCACGUUCACGGCAACAGACGAAUUCAACGCUUCCAAAAGCUUCACACCCACUAUCAAAAUGUGCGCCUGCGAAAAUAAUGGCCAGUGCGUCAAACCAGCGCAAGGAGACAAGUUAAAUAAUGACAGUAAAUUCAUAAUCCAAGGUUGCACAUGUAAACCGGGAUACACCGGCAGGUUCUGUGAGAAUGACAUUGAUGCUUGCAAAGUGAACGGAAACCCUUGCUUCAAGGGCGUCAACUGUACCGAUAAACCGGCGCCGGCUAACUUAACAGGUUAUACCUGUGGAGACUGUCCAACUGGGUAUUCCGGUAACGGCAUCAAAUGUGCGGGUAAGAAAAUAUGUAGGCUUUAUUUUUAAAUUUUUGCAAAGUUCAAAUCAUCCUGCGGUAGAAUUUGAUCUUUGUUUUCUAUGUUCCACGCAGUUAACAAAUGUUUUACUUCUCUCUGUUCUAUUUUGGAUUCACAAUGAAUUGUUCGCUAUUCCAUAACAUUUAAUGAGUGUAGCAAGAUAGAGUAUUUAUUUUAAUGAUGAAUUUCACUAUGAUUCGCCAUGAUUCUAUGCUGAUGCGAUUCCAAAGAGUCUACGGCAAAAUAACCCCUAUCAAAGACUACGAAUUCUCCAACAAUUGUGUUUCAGAGCCAAUUAUUUCAAGCUUCUUCAUAGAGUUUUUCGGUUUUUUUUUUCGUAUGUAGACAUCGACGAAUGCAAAAACAACUCGAUUAACCAAUGUGAGCAGGAAUGUGUCAAUAACCCUGGUUCAUAUAGUUGCAAAUGCAAAUCUGGCUUCAAGUUAAACAGCAACGGCUUCGCCUGCGAUGGUAAGUUGAACGGAGAUUGAAAAACCCGGAGGUAAACCUUUAAGUAAAAGUAAUCAUUUCAAGCAAACAAAUAGUACAAGCUCUGUGAAGCGAUAACGCCUAGUCACUCAAUUUUCAGCUUUCUUUAUCACAGUAUAAUUGCUAGUGGGAAAAAAAUAUGGUGCGUAUUUUUUUUCUAAGAAGUUCGAAGAGCUGACUGAAAUAACUAAUCGUGCGUCGCUUAUUCACGAUAACUUACAUGAUCAACAAACAUGUUACAGUGUUACUCACCGAUUUUUAAUUCAUUUCAACGCGACGUUUUCUCAGACAAGGAGCUCGAUAAUUUUCGCAAUCUGGUUUCUUGCUGAACAUGUUUGUUAUGACUCAUUUAUUUCCUCAGACAUCAACGAAUGUGAGCCCGUUAAUGAUUGCAUGCACCAAUGCAACAACACGGCAGGAAGCUACAAAUGUUACUGCAAUGAGUUCUUUGAGGUUGACCCGGGAGACCUUAAAGCCUGCAAACGUAAGUUGAAUUGUAACGCGCUUCAUUAGUCCUAUAUACAUGAUUGUUCUGGAAUGAAAUUUUUUCCUCAAAACUUCCAAGUCAUUUUUACUUGUAACAAAAGCUCACCUUAGGGUUGAUAAUAAUUAGAAACCUAUGGAGAUCUAAGCAUUAGGGUUACACUAAUAAAGUUGUUACUUUUCCCACAAAAAUGAACAUGAAAUAAUCCUACAUACUGCUCAAGACAGGACAAUAGCAUUUACACAAGAUUAAACAGACUGAAUCCUUUCCAUCUUUUGCUCCAGCAACCAAUCCUUGCAAUAACAGCGAUUGCCAAAUCUGUUUUAUAAAGAAAGACAACACACAAGCUUGUGACUGCAAAGCGGGAUUUAAAUUAGCUAGUGACGGCAAAACAUGUGAAGGUAAGUUAAAUAAUAAAUAGCAUCUUUAGAGCACUCACAUGUCAAAUUUUUACACCAACAACCAAUAUUUUAGUUUUGGAUGCCUCGAUUAGGGGCCACUGAUUAAACAAUUGCUUAAUGAGUCUUCGUAUCCGUAACGUCCAUUGAAGGAAAAUGCCUAUCAAAAGGAUACUUGGCAAGGUCUUACUUAUAGAUGCUAAAUUGCAAUUAUACGACGAUGAAAAUUGUCCUGAAGAUGAAGGCCGAGAAACAACAAAAGAUUAGCGUUUCAAGAAGGUAAAUGCCCAAAAUGGGAAGAAAGAGCGAACAAAAUGGAACGGUAUACUUAAGAAAGUGGAAGACUAAUCGUGAACUCAAAGGAAACAACGAUAAAAAUUUUCGUUUUAAUUUUGAGAUGUACACAUACCACGCCCGACGAGGCCCAUUGAAGCAAGGUUGCUUUUGGACAGUUACAUCGUGCGUGGAAUAUACAUAAUAAAAACCAUCCAACCCUUUGUUACUUUGUCGUAGAUAUUGACGAAUGCAAGAUCGACGGUAUCAGGUGCACACAGAAGUGUGAGAACAAAGAUGGUGGAUACGAUUGCAAGUGUUAUCCGGGAUAUCAGCUCGACGCAGAUGGCUUCACCUGUUCUGGUAAUAAGUCUUAAACUUGUUCAGAGUUACUACAGGCUAAAUAAUAUCAAGCUAGUCCGUAUCGACCUCAUUCCAACGGCAAUCCAUUUUCCCUUUCAAGAGACAGCACAUGGUUCACGACUUAGAAUUGGUUACUUUUAGAUCCUUCUUGCAGAGCGGGAAUGGCGCAGUGGUGAGAGCGCUCGUCUCCUACCGCUGUGGACCGAAUUCGAUUCCCCUAUUGAGUUUGUUUUUGGUUUGUUGUUUGUUCUCGUUCUUGCUCCGAGCGUUACUCUCCUCCUUUUUCUUCCCUCCACAAAAACCAACUUUAAAAAAAUUUUAAUUUGACCUGGAAACAGUGAACAAGAAGAGCUACCUCGUAAAAUUUUAAUUGCUUAGCUCCCAUUCCCAUCAUUAUCACCGGAAGUGAUCUGGUUUUAUGAUGGGUGUUCCUCUGCUAUCUUCUCAUGCAAAAUCUUGUUUAAUUUUCCAAAACAGAAAUUGUUGUCUGGUUUAUGCAAAAACAUCAUAGAUGGUCGUGCAUGCAUGAAUGCAAAGCCAAAUUUAAAAUAAAAUAACAUGUUCGAAUGACGACACGUUUUUAACACGUUCUGUUUGGAAGUCGAUUUGUACUUUACAAACCAUCAUGUCUGCCGUUUCCAAUUUGAGUCCUUUGACUUAAGCGCAUAAAGUAAUAUUUUGUCUUGAGGAACUUUAUCGGCUGUAAACAAAACAUGAGCUUGAUUUUUUUUUCUUUCAGAUAUCAAUGAAUGCUUAAACUCAUCAUUAUUCAGUUGUCCUGGCAAAUCGCGUGUCUGCGAAAAUAUCCCGGGUAAUUACACAUGCAAGUGCCAGAGCGGACUGUUCUACAUAAACAAUACGUGCACAGGUGAGAAGCGACACCAGAAUUAUUCGUUACAUGUGGUAACGAAUAACCUCUUAACCGUCGUGAAGAGAAGUCAAGGUCUUACAUUGUGAGAAAUCGCUUAACUGAUUUUCGUGGGAUACUCGCCCUGAGCAAUGGAUGAAAAUCAUUGUCAAUCGAUGCCUGCCAUGUCGGCAUGAGUUAAAUUCAGCAGAUUUUGUUGAUCAUUACUAUUUUUAAUUGGUUUAAGUAGUUCAUUAUUCUCCAGUUGCUUCGAUCGAUUAUUAUUACAACGAUGAGAAAUUUAACACAAUAAAAUCUAAUCGAGCACAGAGAAAACAACCAACAGGGAAAUAUAAAAACCACCAGUAUAGAAUAAAAGGGUCAAAAAUUCAAACAACCCCACAAAGGCUCUGAGACUCGCAAACUGUUAUUCUCUUACAACACUUAACCUUGAUCUGUUUGGUGAUUUAGCCCUCAAACCAGGAGAAAAACCGCCGGAGCCGACAGUCCCAACGCCAAAGGAAGCAUCUGAAAAAGAAAAAGAGAAUGCGAUUGAAAUUACGCUACAAAAUAUGGAAAAGAAACAGGUAAACAACAGUGCUAGGACGUUUUCAUUUUAACCUUCCUAUCCGAGAUACAAACGACAGACCUUUGUGGUGUUCAUCUCCCAUUUUUGAGGGCUAUUUAGAAGUGACAGGAUAACACUAAAACCAUGUUGUUGUUUCCGUUUUUUUUUCUUCUGAUAAUUGAGUUGCUGUGAAGGACGCAAAGAUGUGAUCAGGGGACUUUUCUUGAGAUUUCCCUUUGCCAAUUUAUGUAAUCUUCAAAACUAUACUCCAAACCACCUAAUUUAAUAGUACUUGCUGUACCAAUAAGUUUGUGUAGAGUUGCUGUCUUUCGUAGCCGUUCUUUCUGAUGGCAAUAUGAGAAUAACUUUACCCACUUAUUUGUCGCCUUUUUAUAUGUAGUAGGAUGGUACGGAAUGGUUUUACAUUAAGGUGUCAUAUCGAACUGCCUCUGGUGUAUAUUACUCUGUCCACCUCAUGUGCUUGUUGUGUUUCUAUUUGCAAUUUACAGUACAGCGCAUCAGUGGAUGAAAAGUUCAGAACAACAUGCGCUAAAUCAGCCGACACUUUCUGCCAAAAUAAUAAAUCAGCAUGUGGGAUAACAAGCAAAAGGAGAAGGUACUUGUCUUAAAAAUGUGUUAAAGAAAUAGGAAGAAAUUUUUCAUGAAAACUUCCAGUGUAUUAGAAGCAAAGUACCUAUUAGGCUCCAUAUUGUGCCCAUGCUUAACAAGGAAGUCAAGCGCUUUUUCCGCCGAAUGAUCAUUGUAUAAUAUACGAAAGACGCCUAUCCAUUCUCCACUGUGUUGAAGAUUAGUACUUAUUUUUACCAAUUUCCUUAACUUUCUUGCAGGCGAUCCGCAGCUCUAAUUACCAAAGAUAAUGUUCAUUUACUACCAGGCUUCCCGAAAGAGGAAGGUAACUCCUUGAGGAUUGCGUUCUACAUCUUACUACCGUUAUACCUUACGAGUGGUGGCGUCAUUCCGGUGAAUGCCCUCGAAACUGUGAUAAAAAACAACAAGGCAGAACUGGAGCGAGUGCUUGGAGUUACAAUAUCUGAAAUCAAGUCUGCUAUCGUGCUCACAACCCCAAGUUCACCCACGACCACAUCCAAUAUGACCACUGCACCUCCAAACAUAACAACUCGAUCAGUUACCAUCGCCGCCACGGAGAAGACAAAUGACGACUGGAAGUGGAUCGUUAUCGGAGUCUGUGUCGGAGUUUUGGUCCUUGUUCUAAUUGCUGUCAUCGUCUUCUGUGUGUAAGUUCAUUCAUAAGAUAACUGAGAUGCUACGAGCUCCCUGAUUGGUCAAAAACCAAUGAUUCACUGCACUGGUAAAGCCAUAGUUAUUUUAUAACUAUAGGUUAAAUUUCACUAGUGUUCUCUUAACACCCCACGUGGGUUAUUACGCUGUUAUACCAAUACAAAGUGCGGUUUAUUGCUUUUAAAAAUAAAAAUACUGUUGAUGGAAAGGCAUCAGUACACGAAUUUUGGGUGCAUAGCCCUCUAAACGUAGGUAAUUGCUAUAAUAUUGAUAAUCAAUGAUUGCAGAAAAACGCCUUUCACGAGACUGAAAACAUCUUAGUAAAUUUACACAAAAUCAAAAGUACGGUAGGGACGGGAGAUCUCAACGAAACCACCAAGGAAGACCAUCUCGGUUUUUAAUAAAAUUGUAAAUAAGAUGUAAAUAUGCGGCUUCCCAAGUCAGACUCAUUUCAUGAGAAAUUUAGUCAGCUUUUUCCUUCUUUUUUGAUGAAGAGAAGCUUGUCGAACCAGCGAUCGAUAUUGAGGGGAAAAUUCCAAACCGUGGUAGACUAUUGUAAACUGUGUAAGAUAAGUAAAUUGACUGUUCAUUUGUCAUGACUGUAAAUUUGACCAGUUCUGGUCAAAUCCAUAUUAAUGAUUUUCCCGUCAGGAGCUUUGUCUUCCUUUUAUGUUAUCACCCUGUACUCCAGAUAUUUUACGCUGGUUUAAUGAUUCUAAUGAAAGCUCCACGCAUGCUUUAUCCUGCUGUGUAGUAUUGAAUCCAGCUCAUGCACAAAUCUUCCUUCAUUUCUCUUCAGGAAAAAGAAAAAGCAUACAGCAAAAAUAAGCAGUAGCCACCAAGCUUUAAAUGCAUCAGACGAAAAUUACAACCGAGGGGCUGACAAUCACGGACACGAAAUGACGGUCUAUCACGGACAGCAGCCAGUAGUAUGAACCACACGAGUCUAACCCACAAACUCUUGCAGUCACCACAAACAGUGUUUGUGGUGACUGCAAAUGGACUUUCAGGAUCGACAGAUUUACAAAAGCACUUAUAAAAAUGAGCACAAAACAUGUGGGACGUCGAUUUGGAGAGACUUAAAACUUAAAAAGUUUAUCGAGCCUUUGUGACUACUUCUAAUACUCUGCGGUGUCCAGAGGGUUAUUAACUGUUUUAAGUUGAAGUUUUGAUUAAAUGGGCUGUUGAGCUAAGUAUGGCGAUCCUUCAGUAUAGAAAAGCAACAAUACACAAUCGAAAAAAACUCAAAAAAGAAGACCUAAUUAUAUAUACCAUGAUUUCUGAACAAAGUCAAAAUGCAAAAUGAACUAAGUUACAACUUAACUUCAUCCGGUAUGAAGUACUAUCAACCAUUGUGAGAAUGGUUACGAAGCUAAUUAACCAUUGAAAAAUUGAAAGACAAGUGAAGAUUCUGCAAGAUUUAUGUUAACGACGUUAACUUCAGGUGGUAGAAAGCUCUUCAACCCCCAGUAGACUCAUCACACCGAAAUAUCAUAAAAUUCAGUUUCAAGGUAUUUUGCAGUUCCAGCAGCAACCACUCGAAAGAUGCCUAAAGCACCAUAAGCCACGCAGGAGGUUUUGGGCUCAAGUCCAUAAAUUUUGCCGGUAAAUAGCUGACUGGCUCAUGUUUUACCAGUCUGAUUUUUCACAAGUCACGUAUAUAUCAUGAUGAAAAAUUUGCCUGUGUGAGUAGUUUCAUUUGUGUAAUAAGUGUUUCCGUAAAGAUGUUUAAGCACAAAGAACUAAAAUUGUACUUACGCUUUCGACACAAAAAUAAAUCAAUAAACUUGAUUAAAGUUCCUCCC